Molecule: messenger RNA, 1054 nt
Organism: Micromonas pusilla CCMP1545
Lineage: Eukaryota; Viridiplantae; Chlorophyta; Mamiellophyceae; Mamiellales; Mamiellaceae
Exons: 2
Coding region: 24-983 (319 amino acids)
Cellular component (GO): cytosol
Molecular function (GO): magnesium ion binding; holo-[acyl-carrier-protein] synthase activity
Source: RefSeq, a predicted model, not a curated record
GCGCGCGUCGUCGUGUCGUCCGGAUGGUCGCGCCGCCUCCCGCGCGCGACGCCGCCGCCGCGGAGGCGUCGACGUCGACCGCGGCGGGCGAGCACCGCGCGCGUCUUCGAUGGGCGGUGAACACGACGCGCUGGACGCCGCGCGACGACCACGACGGCGACGAGUUUCGAUUCCUCCUCGACCUCCUCCCGCCGAACGAGCGCGCGGACGUCGUGAAGAUGGUGCACAUGGCGGACAAGAAGCGCGCGAUCGCGAGCCGCCUGCUUCAGCGCAUGGUGUGCCAUCGCGUGACGGGGGUCCCGCACGCGGACGUGACGAUCAAGCGCACGAAGGGAAGGAAACCGUUCCUCUCCCGCGAGGCGCCCGCGAGAGGGGAUGGCGCGACGACGACGAACACGACGACGGUUCCGACGGUUCCGACGAUGCCCGACGCGCGGAACUUCAACUUCAACGUCUCGCACGAGGGCGACUUCGUCGUCCUCGCGAGCGAGCCGGACGUCGUCGUCGGCGUCGACGUCGCCGCGCCCGGGCAGGCGCGGAGGCGCGGGAAGGACGGGCGGACGCCCACCGCGGAAGAGAUGCUCCGCACGUUUUCCUCCGUCUUUACCGAGAGGGAGAAGGACGCCGUGCGCGCGGGCGGCGCGACGGACGACGAGAGAGAGACGGUGUUCAGACAGCUGUGGAGCCUGAAGGAGGCGCUGGUGAAGGCCAUGGGCCCGCUGGGCGCGUCGGUCGGCGGCGGCGGCGGCGGCCCCCCGGGGGUUGGGACGCACUGGGUGACCGUCGCGAGGGGCCCGACGCGCGACGUCGUGGACGCGAACGGAGAGUUUUUGAAGACGCUCGCGAGGAUGACGUUCACCGCGGAGGAGUGGGUCGACGCCGUGGACGCGCCGUCGCCGCCGUUCGCGCUGCUGACGAUCGGCGACCUCGUCCCGGAGGCGUUGCGGUCGGCGUACGAGGACGCGGGGGGGGAGGUGUUCUGACGGAGGAAGGAAAGGAGGCGCGAGGAGGGCGUGAGAAAGAAAAAAAACUCUGAAAGAAAAUAGACUACAGC